AUAAAGCAAGUUCAAAGCAAGUUUUGAAUGGUUUAGCUGGAAUAAUUGUUAACAACUGGCAUUAACAGCAUACAGGAUGGACAUUCAGAAAGAAGAGGUGGGUGAUAACCACAGCCAGCUGAACAUGGAAGGGGCUCUGGUUGCCCGGGACAGAGUUGGGGUACAGGACUUCGUUCUUUUGGAUUCCCACACCAGUGAGGCUGCUUUCUUGGACAACCUUCGCAAGCGAUACAGAGAGAACCUCAUCUAUACAUAUAUUGGUACACUUCUAGUAUCUGUGAAUCCCUACAAAGAGUUGGAUUUCUACUCAGUUAAACAGAUGGAGAUUUAUCAAGGUGUCAACUUUUUUGAACUGCCACCACAUAUAUAUGCCAUAGCUGACAAUGCUUACCGGGUAAUGUGUGCUGAAUACAAUAACCACUUCAUCCUCAUCUCUGGGGAGAGUGGUGCUGGGAAAACAGAAGCCUCCAAGAAGAUCUUGCAGUACUUUGCCGUGACCUGCCCAACUACGGAACAGCUGCAAAUAGUCCGUGAUCGCUUGCUGCUCUCCAAUCCAGUUCUGGAGGCUUUUGGAAACGCAAAAACUCUGCGUAAUGACAACUCAAGUAGAUUUGGAAAAUACAUGGAUAUCCAAUUUGAUUUUAAGGGAGCUCCAGUGGGAGGGCAUAUCCUCAGUUACCUGAUUGAGAAAUCCCGAGUCGUUCAUCAAAACAAUGGGGAACGGAAUUUCCAUAUCUUCUACCAGUUGCUGGAGGGUGGGGAAGAUGACCUGCUUCGCUGGCUAGGACUGGAGCGCAACCCGCAGAAGUACAUGUAUCUUAUACAGGGUCGAUGUGCCAAAGUGUCUUCCAUUAAUGACAAGAGUGACUGGAAAACAGUCCGCAAAGCCUUCUCGGUCAUUGACUUCACUGAAACAGAUAUUGAGCAUCUCUUUGGGGUCAUUGCCAGUGUCCUGCACCUGGGAAAUAUUCAGUAUGAAGAAGAUAGUAACGGUCAUGCCAUCAUCACCAACGGCAGCCAGAUCAAAUGGAUCUCAAAGUUAUUGGGCGUCCACUUAUCCAUUCUACAGGAAGCUCUUACACACAGAAAGAUAGAAGCCAGAUCAGAAGAGGUCCUAAGUCCCCUGAACAUAGACUUGGCAUUCUGUGCUCGGGAUGCAGCAGCUAAGGCGAUUUAUGGACGGACUUUUACUUGGCUAGUCAACAAAAUUAAUGGAUCUUUAGCCAACAAGGACCUCACGAGGAAAACGGUGAUUGGGCUGCUUGACAUCUAUGGGUUUGAAGUGUUUGAUACAAACAGUUUUGAACAGUUCUGCAUUAAUUACUGCAAUGAAAAGCUCCAGCAGCUGCUAAUCGAAAUGACUCUGAAGGCAGAGCAGGAGGAAUAUGAGAUGGAAGGCAUAGAGUGGGAGCCAAUUCCAUAUUUCAACAACAAGAUAAUCUGUGACUUAGUUGAAGAGAAACACAAAGGAAUAAUCUCCAUACUGGAUGAAGAAUGUUUACGGCCUGGUGAAGCAACUGAUUUAAGCUUCCUGGAAAAGUUGGAAGAGAAAGUAGGAGAUCAUGCCCACUUCUUGACCCGCAAGCUUGCAGAUCAAAAGACACGAAAAUCAAUUGACUGGGUGGAUUUCCGUCUCCUUCACUAUGCAGGGGAGGUCACUUACUGUGUAAUAGGAUUCCUAGAGAAGAAUAACGAUCUCCUGUACAGAAACCUAAAAGAGGUACUGUGCAAGUCUAAAAAUGGCAUAAUUAAAGAAUGUUUUCUUCCAUCUGAGCUAGACAACAGGAGACGGCCUGAGACUGUUGCAACCCAGUUCAAAAACAGCCUGGCUAGCCUAAUAGAAAUCCUGAUGUCCAAGGAGCCGUCUUACAUCCGGUGUAUUAAACCCAACGAGGGCAAAGAACCUGGAAAGUUCGAUGACGUCCUGAUAAGACACCAGGUGAAGUACUUGGGGUUGAUGGAGCACUUGCAGGUGAGGCGAGCUGGCUUUGCAUACCGGCGAAAGUAUGAACUCUUCUUGCAGAGAUACAAGUCCCUGUGCCCGGCUACUUGGCCUCAUUGGCACGGAACAGCAGCUGAUGGUGUGGAGAGGCUCAUAAAGCACAUUGGGUACAGACCUGAAGAAUACAAACUAGGAAGAACGAAAAUAUUCAUUCGUUUCCCAAGGACUCUGUUUGCCACAGAAGAUGCAUUUGAAUUCAGCAAACACCUGCUAGUUACGAGAAUACAGGCCAGAUACAAAGGCUGCUUAGGGAAGAGAGAAUACAAGAAACAGAAGGAAGCAGCUAUUAAGCUUGAGGCCUGCUGGAGAGGGGCGCUGGCACGCAAAGAGGCCAAGAGAAGAAUGUGGGCUGUUGAGACCAUCAGAAGGUUUAUAAAAGGCUUCAUAAAUCGAAAAAAUCCUCUUUGUCCAGAAAACAAUGAGUUUAUAAACUUUGUGCAGUACACCUAUCUCAGGAAGCUCCGAGACCACGUUCCCAAUAACGUCUUGGACAGGAACUGGCUCAAGCCUCCUGCUAUCUUGGAAGAGACCUCUGAGAUGCUGAAGAAAAUCUGCAUGAGGAACCUAGUGCGACAAUAUUGUCAAGGGAUUACAGCUGAGAAGAAGGCCCAGUUGCAGCAAAAAGUAGUAGCGAGUGCCAUUUUCAGAGGGAAGAAGGAUGGCUACCCGCAGAGCAUAAGCCAGCCCUUUGCAGACACCAGGCUAAGUGAGAAAGACGUAAACCCCAAAGUACUGCAACUAAUUCGUGGUGAGAAGGUCAAGUAUGGGACGCGAGUUGUAAAAUACAACAGGAAUGGGUUUAAAGCACGAGAACGGCAACUUGUUCUGACCCAGUCAGCAGCUUAUGUGGUGGAAAUGGCCAAGAUCAAACAGAAAAUAGACUACGCAACUCUGAAAGGUGUUUCUACCAGCAAUCUGAAUGAUGGGCUCUUGGUCAUCCACGUUCCUGAGGGCAACAAACAGAAGGGAGACGUGAUCCUUCAGUGUGAGCACAUCUUCGAGACCGUCACAAAGCUCUGCAUGCUGGCCAAUAAGCAGAACGCUGUCCAAGUUGUCCAGGGAAGCCUCCAGUUUCACAUCAGUUCUGGGAAAGCAGGGAUGAUAGCUUUCACAACUGGGCAGGCGCCUCAGAUCUAUAAAGCCAAAAAUGGACACCUAACAGUGGUGUCAACUAGAACAAAGUCCUAAUGGUGAACAGGAAUUCCUCUUUUGCUCAUCGCUUUCUUUGUUCAUACCAGGAAGGAACCCACUGGAUGAGAUCAGCAGUGACAUCUUCCAGCUGAAAGCUUUCUGCUGCCAUAAGACUAUUGUGAUUAGAGUUCACCUGCAUCAUUUCAGCACUUCAGGGUUUUUUUAAACUAAAGUUUAAUAUUCAACUGUAGCUAACUCUAGAUUCUGUUAUGUUGCUGUAACAUUUCAAUUGAUGUAGAUUCUAGUUACUAAUACUAAAUGUCAAAUCUGGUUAACCCAAACGAUGAAAUUCUCUAACAUGCAAAAUAGCUUUGUCUUAACUUACUAGGUAAGUCAAGUUUAAGAUCUUAAUCAUCCAGGAAAGACUUUGAGGAAAAAGAAAAGCGGUUGAGUAGGGAUCAAUGAGCAAUUCAUGGCACUAACCAGGAGUAAUGCACAAACUGCAGACUGGCAAAUGUGGCAGUAUGGUCUGGAACCAGCUCUGCCCCCAUGGGGCAGCAGUUUGACUUCACCCUGAUGCACCAGAGACUAAGUGGACAGAACGAGUGUGUGCUCUGAACACAGCAAGAAUAAGGCUAGCAACACAUUCUCUUUACUUGACUCAACAUAGUACUAGAUGAGGUUGCUUAGCUGGAAAGCACAUUCACCCAGCUUUCUUUCUGGCCAGUUAGUGUCUAUAGUAGACAGAAUUCGAGUCAUUCUUCAUGUCUGGUAUAUUAAUGGCUAUACACAGCGCCCUGUAUGAGUACAAGGCCCUGAAUAGUAAUGAAAUGAAAAUAAAAGAUGGGGGCGAACAACAUUCUUUGACUUUAAAUUUAAUUGAGCUGAAACAACAGAAUGUAAGAAUGGCCAAAGGUCCAUCUAGCC
Gopherus evgoodei (Goodes thornscrub tortoise) is the source of this 4060-nucleotide messenger RNA. It is a transcript of the gene MYO1H, whose product is annotated as myosin IH. Gene Ontology annotation, cellular component: myosin complex; actin cytoskeleton; cytoplasm. Bases 77 to 3190 code for a protein of 1037 amino acids. The transcript has 32 exons. The record is from RefSeq and is a predicted model, not a curated record. NCBI's taxonomy places the organism in Eukaryota, Metazoa, Chordata, Testudines, Testudinidae. Gene Ontology annotation, biological process: vesicle transport along actin filament; actin filament organization. Gene Ontology annotation, molecular function: microfilament motor activity; ATP binding; actin filament binding.